Rhipicephalus sanguineus (brown dog tick) is the source of this 1151-nucleotide messenger RNA. Its product is annotated as S-phase kinase-associated protein 1. Gene Ontology annotation, cellular component: cytoplasm; nucleus. The transcript has 5 exons. The coding region runs from base 165 to 653 and encodes 162 amino acids. Gene Ontology annotation, biological process: SCF-dependent proteasomal ubiquitin-dependent protein catabolic process. The record is from RefSeq and is a predicted model, not a curated record. Lineage: Eukaryota; Metazoa; Arthropoda; Arachnida; Ixodida; Ixodidae. Gene Ontology annotation, molecular function: cullin family protein binding.
GAGACGGGUUUUCGAACAGGAACAGGAAGUCAUUUCUCAAACCAGCAGAGGGCUGCCGAGCUGUGAAGGCUUCAUAAACCCCCUUCGAACGUCGCUGAUCGUUUGCAGUGUCGAAGUUGUGCUCUUGGAAAUUUGCCGGGGCUCGGAAUAGUCAAGACUUCAGCAUGCCGAACAUCAAGCUUCAGAGCUCCGACGGGGAAGUCUUCGACGUUGACGUCGACAUAGCGAAGGCGUCCGUCACCAUCAAGACUAUGCUGGAAGACCUGGGCAUGGAUGAUGACGAAGAUGAGGUGGUCCCACUGCCUAAUGUCAACUCGGCCAUCCUCAAGAAGGUGAUCCAUUGGGCCACAUACCACAAGGAGGACCCACCCCCACCAGAGGAUGACGAGAACAAGGAAAAGCGCACGGAUGACAUCUCCUCCUGGGACGCAGACUUUCUCAAGGUGGACCAAGGCACCCUCUUCGAGCUUAUUCUGGCUGCCAACUACUUGGACAUCAAAGGUCUGCUCGAUGUCACCUGCAAGACUGUUGCCAACAUGAUCAAGGGCAAGACGCCAGAGGAGAUCCGGAAGCAGUUCAACAUCAAGAACGACUUCACCCCGAGCGAGGAAGAACAGGUCCGCAAGGAAAACGAGUGGUGUGAAGAGAAGUGAGCUCUCCUGUGAUAUUGGUUCCCGUGCAAGCUUCGUUUAGACAUGGGUGCCACAGGUUUUUUUUUUUUUUUCCUCGCCCUUUACCACCACCUACCUGCCAACAAGUUUGGUUCGGCCAUUUUGCCCGCCUUCAGUUGUUUUUCUUGUCUUCAAAGGACUGCGCGCUCACUGAACAAGACUUGCAGAAAAAAAAAAAAAUUCGGGUUUUAUGGCACCCUGUGUACAGCAUUUUCUGGGAGUUCUGUUCUGUGGUUUUAUUAAAGUGAAGUUCUGACCCCAUGCGUUCUCUCCCUGGGAGAGUGCUAGUUCCCAAUAUUUGUCCACUGCUCGGGCAGCUAGCGGCCCUCGUUUGCGAGAAGAUGCUCUUCCUAGCUGCUGAAUGCUAGCAUAGCGAUGUAUGCAGCCUGCUUUAUAUAAUGUGCAAGAUGUGUAGGCUCUUUCAGCAUGUGUGCUCAGGUUUGAGUUCUGUGGGCGUUCGAAUAAAACUUCUCCACUGUA